CAUCUCUACUUGUUGCUAUGCUUCCUUAAGGAUUACUCUAGGCUUGUGGUAUGGAACCCUUACUUAGGGCAAACGAGGUGGAUCGAACCCAGACACAGUUUCCAACGUGGAGACAGCUUUUCUCUCGGAUACGACAACAACAACCUUAACCACAAGAUCCUGAGGAUAUUCGACAAGAUUCAUCCAGUUACAGAUAGAAACGUUUUAGGGUUGGAACUCUACGAUUUUAGCUCGAGUUCUUGGAAGGUUCUUGAUGCCACUCAAGACUGGCAGAUACGGUCUCAUCGACACAGCGUGUCUUUGAAAGGAAACACUUAUUUUACCACGAGUGUUGAAGGUUUCUUCGUCUGUUUUGAUUUCACAACAGAGAGCUUCGCACCGCUUCUGCCUCUGCCGCCGUUUCAUUCUUACUGUGGAUUACAUUUCACGUCUUUCUCUUGUGUUAGACAAGACGAUCUCACUGUGUUGUAUCAACACUGGGAGUCACCUAAGACGAUGGAGAUUAGUGUUACGGAUAAGAUUGGUCCUGAUGUUGUAUCAUGGACAAAGUUUUUGAAAGUGGACUUUGGCUAUUGGGUUGAGCCUUUGUCUGGGAGAUUUCUCGUUGACAGGGAGAAGAAAAUUGCUGUGGUUUUCGUUCUAGAAAGGGCCAAGGCAUGUUGGUACCAAACUGCUCACGUCUUCGGACAAGAUGGAGGAUACUUCAAAUCUGUGAGAAUCCGAGAAGCUCCCUAUCUUUGGAAUGAUUUUUAUCCUCAUAAGAUAUAUUGUGCCCCACUGUUGUGCUCUUCAUAUCUUCCAAGCUUAGUACAACUCAACCAACAAGUGUAAUGGAAAGAGAAUGUGAAGUACAUUGCAUCAUCUUCUUUCUGUUUUGUCUUUUUUUUUUGGCUUUUGAAUGUUUUAGCCUCUCUUUUUUUCAGACUGUUCAUACCACUCGUGAUAUGUAAUCUAUGAUACAGUCUCAUCCUCUACUCACCUUAAAAACUGAUUACAUUAUAAAAUCGGACCGAACUGACAGUCGAACCAUGUUAAACCAAAAACCUAUGUGAGAACACAUAACAAAGUCACUAAUUACAUUAUAAAAUGUUUCCCAACCUUACAAGUUUGAACUUUAUUAUCAAUAUAUUUGUCACUUUCAAAUUACUUUUCUAUUAUAUAUAUAUACCAAAACAUGAAUUUUUUUUUUGAAAGAGAAAAGAAAUGGCUCCUCUGAAACCACAAUUCAACCUCUUCCCAUGGAUCUUUUAGUAUAUAUAAAAAAUAAUGAAUGACAAACAUUUAAUUGGAAAAAAUAACUAUCCAAUAGACACCCUCCAAUUUGUCUCAAGAUCUUGGUUGGACCCCUCAAGCCAAAUCUAGGCUGGUUAGAGGUAAUUAGCCUUUCUUAAGUUUUUUUUUGCUCUG
This is a messenger RNA of Brassica rapa (field mustard), 1407 nucleotides long. Its product is annotated as F-box/kelch-repeat protein At3g13680-like. Lineage: Eukaryota; Viridiplantae; Streptophyta; Magnoliopsida; Brassicales; Brassicaceae. The record is from RefSeq and is a predicted model, not a curated record.